Molecule: messenger RNA, 1545 nt
Organism: Striga asiatica
Lineage: Eukaryota; Viridiplantae; Streptophyta; Magnoliopsida; Lamiales; Orobanchaceae
Source: the annotation of a GenBank genome assembly
CGACUGAGUUAUCCACUCUAGUUGGAUUACCGAGCUAUUUUGACUGAUAUAACCACUAUUAGUUAUUUAGCUUGCAAAUAUCAUUCCCCUUUUCUGUUUUUGCCCUAAUUCUGCUCUUCUCUCUCUCAAUACCUCGAAAGGUUCAGAAUUACUCAAAAUGCUACACACAGAACCGUCAUUUGCAAUAUACAGUACAGAUGAUAAGUUUGCGGAGGGAGCUGAGAAUGAAGAUUUAAUUAGAGAGAAGAUUGAGAGAUCUGAUGCGAUUGGGAAAACCAUUGACACUCAGUUCACCUUUGGGUCGAACUCGAUGCGUAUUAUUGAAGAAGAAGAUGAUGAUGAUGAAGAAGAAGAAGAAAAGGAGAGGGUCUUCCAAGGUCUCGAUAAAUAUGGGCCAUGGGAUUUCGACCAUGAUGGCGAUCUGGAUGGUUAUUUUAGUAAAUUGGUUGAGAAAGAUCCUUCAAACCCUUUGGUCUUGAGAAACUAUGCUCAGUAUUUGGAGUCAAGGAGGGAUUUUUCCGGUGCCGAGGAAUACUAUUAUCGUGCCAUGUUGGCGGACCCUAAAGAUGGUGAGGUACUGUCACAGUAUGCCAAGUUGGUGUGGGAAAUCCAUGGCGAUCAAGCUAAGGCCUCACAUUAUUUCAAAAGGGCGGUUCAAGCUGCACCAGAGAAUAGCAAUGUUCUAGCUGCAUAUGCAAGUUUCAUGUGGAAUAUAGAUGAUGAAAGUGACGAAGAAGAAAGGUGGCCUAAUAAUCAGGUUGAUGAUGAGUAUUCUGCCGUAGUAGAUCCCUCAACCACAGGUUUUAAAGAAGUGAAAAGGCCGUCUAGCCCGCCUUUACAUCUUGCAAUGGGGCUGGGACUUGAUAGUCAGAAUAUUGACUGCAUAGACACAUGUUCGGACGAGAGUAGUAAUGUUGAAGAAUAUUACAAGAGGAUGACAGAGGAAAAUCCCCAUAAUCUGUCGAGUCUCAGAAGCUAUGCUCUUUUCUUGCAUCAGUCGAGGGGUGACCUUAGUGGGGCCGAAGAAUAUUGUUCGCGUGCCAUACUAGAGGAUCCAAACGAUGGGCAGAUGCUUUGUUUAUAUGCAAACAUUUUGUGGCAGCUGCAUGGAGACAAAGACAGAGCACUGGCACAUUUUGAACGGGCAGUUUUAGCAAGCCCAGAAGAUAGCAAUGUUCUGGCGGCAUACGCUAAAUUUUUGUGGGAGACGGACGCAGAAGAAAUUGAAACUGACAUCAGAAUGUGAUAUCGACAACUUUUUAUUCUAUUUGAAGUAGAAAAUAAUAACAGAUGUGGAAAGUCGUGGCAUCUCAGCUUCUUUUAAGUUAGGAAGAUUUGCAGCCAAUUUUCCCAUCCGAUUCUCACCGAUUUUCAAGAAUUGGGCAAUGUGUGAUCAAUAAUUUGAGAAUGUUGAAACUUUUAUUUUAAAAUUUUGCUGUAUUCAGAUAGUCUGCAUUUAUCUGCCUGUGCUGCAUGUCUCUAUUUCUCCCUCCAACUACACAAAUGUAUCAUAUCAUCUAUACAAAUGGAUUUUCACAAGUUGCC